Aplysia californica (California sea hare) is the source of this 1767-nucleotide messenger RNA. RefSeq names its product serine/threonine-protein phosphatase 6 regulatory ankyrin repeat subunit B. The transcript has 4 exons. The record is from RefSeq and is a predicted model, not a curated record. Gene Ontology annotation, molecular function: protein binding. Gene Ontology annotation, biological process: intracellular signal transduction. Lineage: Eukaryota; Metazoa; Mollusca; Gastropoda; Aplysiida; Aplysiidae. Bases 409 to 1674 code for a protein of 421 amino acids.
GCUUCUCUCAACUCAAACUCAAACUCAAAACUCAUUUGUCAUAGGUUUUUAUGACCACACUUUUGUGUAAACUAUCGGAUAAACCAACAAUGCGAUAAAAUUGUGGAACCGUGUCAAAAAGUUUUGCAACUGCUACAACUGGACUGCAGACUACGACGGCCUGACGAAUGGACUUUUAUUUGUUUCCUUGUCGCAGAGAGCGGGAGAGUUAGGAAGAACAGAGAGCAAAGACGCUCUGCUGUCAAGGAAAAUGUAAUUAAAAUAUUAGUGGUAGAUCUAUAGUGAGUAAUCAAGACCGAAAUUCAAGCUCUGGAUCAACUAGAUCUAUUACUGUGCUCUUUCUCACUAUGUUCAGUUGGGUGAGUGCUCCGUGAAAUGCCUGGAUGAUAAGUCAAGACCAGUUGGACAAUGAACGUACUGGAGCUGACCAACUGGGAUUUCAUCUCGUACAGCGAACUCGAGACUUUUCUGCGUGUGGGCUGUCACCUGGACGAGGAUCUGGUCAACACUGUGCUGAGGAAUCGGCUGACCCCGCUGUGUCUGGCCUGCAAGCACAACCGAGAGGAUCUUGUCACCGUUCUCCUCUUCCAUGGCGCCGAUCCCAACAAGUGCUCCGACUUCCUCAGCAAAAGACCGCUGCACUUUGCCUGUGAUCAUAGUGGUGGAAACACGGGUGUGGUGCGGAAACUGUUACAAGCGAAUGCCGACAUCAAUGCUGUUGAUGAGGAUGGCAACACAGGUCUACACCUGGCCUGUUCAGAAAGCAACAUCCCCGUUGUGAGGCUGCUCAUCGAGAGAGGGGCGGACGUUAACGCAAGAGAUGUUGACGGCGAGACGCCCUUGGUGCGUGUGUGUCUGGCCAGGAACGUGGAACUCAUUGACCUCCUGCUGAAGGCCGGCUGCGACCCGAAUGUGCCAGAGGGGCAGCCCGUGGAGCUCCUGGUUCGAGCCCCGCUCGUUGAAGCUCUGAAGCUCCUGAUUGAGGCUGGGGCAAACAUUGGGCAGGGAGCCUUCUUGAGUCACGCUUGUGAGCACGACAAUAUAGAGAUGAUGAAGGUUUUGCACCACUACGGCGCCGACGUGAACAAACCGAACAUACUGGGCAUGACCCCGCUGCAAACCGCGUGCUUCCACCAGCAGGCUAGUCUGACGACCUUGAGACUGCUGCUGCGGUGGGGAGCCGACGUAAACGCUUGCUCAAAGUCGUGGAAGACGGCACUACACUACGCCUGCAUCGCCCAGGACCUCAGGAAGAUCCACCUCCUCCUGGCCUACAAAGCCAACGUGAACGCGGACGACUUCCACCAGUUGUCCCCCCUCAUGACAGCCAUCAAAAACCCAGCGUUCAUGAACUCGACGGCAUGGCCCGAGACGAUCCGAGUCGUCGUUGAUCUUCUGGUCGCCGCGGGGACCGUAGUGACCGUUUGUCGGCUGGACAGGCUCCGGUCUUUCGUGGUCCACCUGGAGGGGAUCGGGGAGAGAUGCCAGGAGCUUCUCCAAGACCUGUACGUGCACGCCUCCAAUCCCAGAACGCUGCAGGAUUUGUGUCGGGUGCGGAUCCGAGACACCAUCUGCCCGAACGUUGACGACAAAUUGGACGCAUUACCUCUGCCGUCGCAGGUGAAGCGAUACCUCAAGUUUUCUGACGUUGUUAGUGAAUUUGUGAAAGUGUGAUGACAUUAUUUCUUCUAUUCUGAAACUUAAAAUGUGGGUGGUUGGCGAGUGCUCUGGUGUGGUUUGCUCCUUCUUUCCGAUCAAACUUCUAUC